UGCCGAAAACCCUCCGCUGCUCAGCUUUUAUCCUCUCCGCCGGUAAAAAAUUUCAGUCCCCUCUGUUUCUGAUACUUUUGUCGUUGAUUCCUCUCCGAUCGCCAUAUUUCCCAGUGGCCCGUUCGCCGGAAAGAUCGAUCCAGAUCGCCGUGGAAGAUGAAGAAUCCGGCGACGGGAUUUAUUUCCGAUAUCUGUUGCUUAAAUCAUUUGCCGUAAUCAAAGAGUGGCCAUGACGUUCUCGUGUCAUUACGUAUCUCGGGGACUUUAAUCCGUAUCUACAAACCCUAGAUUAAAGCAAUCCCUUUUCUCUCUCUCGUUUUAUUUUUUUAUUUUUUUUUCAUAACUUUGCCCUGUUUCGAAGUUAUUCCCUGCUUUCUUCGGCAAUUUGAACCAUAGUUCUUUAAAUAAUCGGAGAUAGGGUUUGGUAUUUUCUCGGUCAUUUUGUCUUUUCUUUUCUCUUUUGAUCUUUGGGCAAUUGUUUUUGUCUCAGUUUUCUGUUCUUGUCCAUCUUUUUUGUUUGGUCUGGAAGCGAGGAAAAAUGUCGCCGAGGAUCUGUCCUGUUUCAAUACUCUGAAAAUUUUGUUGAAAUUGGAGAAGAAUCCCUCUUUUUUUUUUAGCGAUAAUAAUGCCUUUGCCCGUGAAAGUUCAACCGAUCGCCUCUGAUAUAUCGGAGGAGCUAACUUUACCGGAGCCGAUGAGGCAGAUGCCGAAAUCUAGGAUUAAGCGUCUCUUCGACCGUCAGUUCACCGGUGUCCUGAAGAACUCCGCCGCGACAGAGCCUCCGCCUCCGCCUCCGCAGCCCCCGCCGCCGGCGCAGCCACUCUCCAGAGGAAAUUCUAGCGAGUUCGAGCCGAGCUCGGUCUGUCUGGCGAAGAUGGUUCAGAACUUCAUCGAGGAUAACAACAACAAUAACAGUGAGAAACAGAGGUACGGCCGCAACCAUUGCAGCUGCUUCAGCGGAAGCGGGACCGACAGCUCCGACGACGAAUGGGAACCUGUCGGCGGCGGUUUCAAUUCUUCCGGCGAAGCUUGUGAGACCCUCAAGAGUUUGGUUCUUUGUACGAGUAUCUGCGAGAGGAAUUUGUUGACCGAGACGGCGAAGAUUGUGGAGAAAAAUAAGAACUUGAAGCGAAAAGACGAAUCUUCCUGGAAACUCUUGGCCGAUGGUUUGGUGGGUUUAGGAUAUGAUGCGACUUUAUGCAAAUCUCGCUGGGAGAAAUCGCCUUCUUGUCCUGCAGGAGAAUACGAGUACGUGGAUGUGAUAUUCAAAGGAGAGAGAUUUCUCAUCGACAUAGAUUUCCGAUCAGAAUUCGAGAUCGCCCGCCCGACCAAAUCCUACAAGUCGAUCUUGCAGAUUCUCCCUUACAUCUUCGUGGGCAGAGCGGAUCGGCUGCAGAGGAUCAUCCUCAUCGUGUCCGAAGCCGCAAAACUGAGCCUGAAGAAAAAGGGUUUACAUGUCCCCCCAUGGAGAAAAGCCGAGUACGUCAGAGCCAAGUGGCUGUCUCCCAACUCUCGUGCGGACCAAACCCAGAGUCUGUCCGAGGCGCCCACUGUUACUAAGCAGAACCCAUUUGAGGAAAUCGCCGUUUGGGAGAUAUGGCGGGGAAAGGUGGGAAAGGGCUUGUAGCUGCGAAGACAACGGCCGCAAACAAGGACAAAGAUAAGGAUAAGAAGAAACCCAUCUCUCGGUCUGCUCGCGCCGGUAUUCAGUUCCCAGUGGGUCGUAUCCACCGGCAACUCAAGACCAGAGCCUCUGCUCACGGGAGAGUCGGUGCCACCGCUGCAGUUUACAUGGCCUCAAUUCUCGAGUACCUAACUGCAGAAGUUCUGGAGUUGGCUGGGAACGCGAGCAAAGAUUUGAAAGUGAAGAGGAUAACCCCAAGGCAUUUGCAGCUCGCCAUCCGAGGAGAUGAGGAGCUCGACACUCUCAUCAAGGGUACUAUUGCUGGAGGAGGUGUCAUCCCUCACAUCCACAAAUCCCUCAUCAACAAAACCACCAAGGACUGAGAUUAGAAAACGUGUAUUCGUCUCUUAGGGUUAAGUGCUUUGCUAAUUUCGUGACUUGUGGUGUUUGUUCUUAGUGUUGGACUUCAUUCUGUGUGUGUGUGUUCUUUCUUUCUUUCAGACAUGAUCCUCUCUGUAGGUGUACAUGGCUUAAUCUUAAACUUCUAGGCCUCUCUUUUCAGCUAUGUUGUCCCUUGUUGAAACGAGGAAUUACGUUAAUUGGUGUUUUUUAUGAACGCCCCUGUUCUUGUGA
Messenger RNA from Tarenaya hassleriana, 2257 nucleotides. RefSeq lists its product as uncharacterized. The transcript is spliced from 5 exons. Lineage: Eukaryota; Viridiplantae; Streptophyta; Magnoliopsida; Brassicales; Cleomaceae. The record is from RefSeq and is a predicted model, not a curated record. Bases 626 to 1627 code for a protein of 333 amino acids.